UGUGCGGAAAGGGGCGGGCCUCGCUUAGAAAGGCGGCUGGUUUGAAAAGUGGCAACGGUCAGUGUUUUAUUUUUUUGGUUGGUCUCUCCGUUUGUAGCUGCUCUUCGGUGAGCUGCUGGGAUUCCAGCUUGAUUGUUUUAAUUUAAGAAAUAAACUGACCUCAGAAUAAUGAACAAAAUAGCCCAGAAUCUACUAUGUGUCUAAACCCAGAGGAGGACUUGCCAAGCCAGAGCUUAUUAAAAGGAAAGCCUUGCUCAACCAUUCCUGGGUCCGCAGAGGUCUGUAGAAACUUGAAACACGAGAAACAACUGUACUCAGGGAGGAGACUCCCAUAAUGGAAACUUUGUCAUUCCCCAGAUACAAUGUACCUGAGCUUGUAGUACAUAUUCGUAAUAAAUUAUUAACAGGAUCAGAUGCCAAAAACCUCUCAAAGAAUGAUUUUCUUCCAAAUCCGAAGUGUGAUGUCUUGUACAUGAUUUACAUGAAAGCCUUACAAUUAGUGUAUGGAGUCCGGCUGGAGCACUUCUCCAUGAUGCCAGUGAACAUAGAUGUCAUGUAUCCCCAUAUAAUGGAGGGCUUCUUACCUGUCAGCAAUUUGUUAUUUCACAUGGAUUCGUUUAUGCCCAUUUGCCGGGUGAAUGACUUUGAGAUUGCCGACAUUAUUCAUCCAAAAGUAAACCGGACAAGUCGUUUUUUAAGCGGCAUUAUCAACUUUAUUGGCUUCAGAGAAACAUGCCUGGAGAAGUAUGAAGAAUUUCUUUUGCAAAGUAAAUCCUCUAUGGACAAAAUGCAGCAGUUAAGUAAUGCACACCAGGAAGCACUGAUGAAACUGGAAAAACUCAAUUUGGUUCCAGUUGAAGAGCAAGAAGAGUUCAAACAGCUUAUGGACGACAUUCAGGAGCUGCAGCACCUGCUGAAUCAAGAUUUUAGACAGAAAACGAUGCUGCUGCAGGAGGGAUAUGCGAAAAUGAAAUCAGAUAUUUCAGAGAAAACCAAGCAUUUUAAUGAACUAAAGUUGUCAAUAGUCUCUUUGAAAGAAGUUCAAGAAAAUUUGAAAAGCAAAAUUGUGGACUCUCCAGAGAAGCUGAAGAACUAUAAAGAGAAGAUGAAAGACACUGUCCAGAAGCUCCGCAGUGCCAGGGAAGAAGUGAUGGAGAAGUAUGAUAUCUAUAGAGAUUCUGUGGAUUGUUUGCCUUCCUGUCAGCUGGAGGUGCAGUUAUAUCAAAAGAAAUCACAGGACCUUGCAGACAAUAGAGAGAAGCUAAGCAGUAUCUUAAAGGAGAGCCUGAACCUGGAGGACCAGAUUGAAAGUGAUUCGUCAGAACUAAAGAAACUGAAGACUGAAGAAAACUCCCUCUCAAGACUGUUGAUGAUAAAGAAGGAGAAGCUCGCCUCCACGCACUUCAAAAUAAACAAGAAGCAGGAGGACGUGAAGCAGUACAAGCGCACCGUGAUCGAAGAUUGCAAUAAAGUUCAAGAAAAACGAGAUGCUGUCUGUGAACAAGUAACCAACAUUAACCAAGACAUCCACAAGGUUAAAUCUAGGAUUCAGCAACUAAGAGAUGCUACCAAAAGGGAGAAACUGAAGUCUCAGGAAAUCUUUGUAAACUUGAAAAGCGCUCUGGAGAAAUACCAUGAGAGCAUUGAGAAGACGACGGAGGAGUGCUGUGCUAGAGUAGAAGAAAAGACUGCCGAGCUGAAGAAGAGGAUGUUUAGGAUACCGCCCUGACUGCAGCCCUCCGGCAAUGGCCUGCUGCCAUUCUGUUUCUGUUUGGCAUGCUUACAUUGAAGCCAAUGGAAGUGCCAGCAGUAUCAGCUAACUAGCGUGGGCUCCACUGGCUCCUCUUUGUCUCUGGUGUCCUUCCUGUGUGACAGCGUGCCUCCUGUGUUUUGUUCUUGGUGAUGGGAAGAUAACUCAGGGCCUUGCAGGCCAGACUGACUUGUGUUCCCAGGCUCUAAGAUGCCAUGGAUUGUAUAGGCUUUUGCUACAAUUAAAAUAACAUGUACAGCUUUUAUGCCCCUACUCACUCUCUUUUUGUAUGUACUGGUUGUAAUAAACAAAUAGUUACUGAA
Apodemus sylvaticus (European woodmouse) is the source of this 2073-nucleotide messenger RNA. It is a transcript of the gene Nuf2, whose product is annotated as NUF2 component of NDC80 kinetochore complex. Gene Ontology annotation, biological process: meiotic chromosome segregation; attachment of mitotic spindle microtubules to kinetochore; mitotic spindle organization. The transcript is spliced from 16 exons. Lineage: Eukaryota; Metazoa; Chordata; Mammalia; Rodentia; Muridae. Gene Ontology annotation, cellular component: Ndc80 complex; kinetochore. The record is from RefSeq and is a predicted model, not a curated record. Bases 335 to 1729 code for a protein of 464 amino acids. Gene Ontology annotation, molecular function: protein-containing complex binding.